AUGAGUGGCCUCGCGACGAAACAGCAGUCGCACAAGAUCUUUGAGAAGCUUAAGUCGAAGCUGCCUAACAAGCUACGGCUAACAAAUCCCGUUUGCGACCAGACCUGCUUCGACUGCGGGCAAAACAACCCCACCUGGACCUCCGUUCCUUUCGGCAUCUAUCUGUGUCUCGACUGCUCCUCGAACCACCGCAACCUCGGCGUUCACAUCUCGUUUGUCCGCUCUACGAACCUCGAUCAAUGGCAAUGGGAACAGCUGCGGUUGAUGAAGGUGGGCGGCAACGAGUCUGCGUCCAAGUUCUUCCGCGCCAACGGCGGCACGGCCGCCCUCAACAGCAAGGACCCCAAGACGAAAUACCAGUCCAAUGCCGCCACCAAAUAUAAGGAGGAGCUGAAGCGACGUGCCGCAAAGGAUGCGCAAUCGUACCCCGAGGAGGUCGUUAUCACGGACGGUGCCGACGACGCUUCCUCGACACCUGCGGGUGAGCCAGAUGACGACUUCUUCUCUUCCUGGGACAAGCCCGCCAUCAAGCGCCCUACUCCCCCGAUCUCGCGCACCGCCACGCCGCCCGUAGUCGGUCGCACCCCGUCUCCCUUCAUCAACGCCGGAAAGGACGGCUCUCGAUCUGCGUCGCCCCUGGCCAAGCCGGAUGCCGCCGCCGACGCUAAACCCACCACCAGCCGCACCUCGUCCGCGGCUCUGAGAAAGACAACCACCACAGGCGCGGCCCGCAAGACCAACGUGCUCGGGGCCAAGAAGACAACAAAGCUCGGUGCCAAGAAGGUCACCAGCGACGUCAUCGACUUUGACGAGGCAGAGAAGAAGGCCAAGGAGGAGGCUGAUCGCAUCGCCAAGCUCGGAUACGACCCCGAUGCGGAGGAAGAGCAGACGCCCGCGAAUUCCGGCUCCGCUGCUACUAUCAUUUCACCGACUCCCGUCAGCCCUGCGCAGGGAGGCUCAUCACAUACUCGACAAAAGUCGAACGCCGAGGUAGAAAGGCUCGGUAUGGGCGUCGCUCGACUUGGCUUUGGUCAGAUAGGCGGCCCCAAGGCUGCCGCCGCCAAGGAUACCAAGAAGAAUGCCGGCGGCUUUGGCUCUGUUGGUCCCGUCAAGGCCCCCGUUGACGACUCGGAUAACUACGCCCGCAGCAAAUUCGGCACUCAGAAGGGCAUCUCAUCGGACGAAUACUUUGGCAAGGGCGCGUAUGAUCCCAACUCGCAGGCCGAGGCCAAGACUCGCCUGCAAGGCUUCGAGGGGGCGACGUCCAUCUCGUCUAACGCUUACUUUGGCCGCCCCGAGGACGAGCCCGAGGAGGAGUACGGCGACCUGGAGUCGGCCGCCAAGGACUUUGUGCGCAAGUUUGGCAUCACGGCCAGCGACGACCUGGAGAACCUGAGCAACCUGGUCGGCGAAGGUGCCACGCGCCUGCAGGGUGCCAUCCGCCAGUACCUUGGCAACUAA
Molecule: messenger RNA, 1461 nt
Organism: Cordyceps fumosorosea ARSEF 2679
Lineage: Eukaryota; Fungi; Ascomycota; Sordariomycetes; Hypocreales; Cordycipitaceae
Product: GTPase-activating protein
Exons: 3
Coding region: 1-1461 (486 amino acids)
Biological process (GO): COPI coating of Golgi vesicle
Molecular function (GO): GTPase activator activity
Source: RefSeq, a predicted model, not a curated record